Molecule: messenger RNA, 777 nt
Organism: Dujonia railenensis
Lineage: Eukaryota; Fungi; Ascomycota; Pichiomycetes; Serinales; Debaryomycetaceae
Source: the annotation of a GenBank genome assembly
AUGUCUGAUAUUAGUAUCUUCGUGACCUCUGAAUUGACUUCUUCUGAAAGAAGGAUAUCGCCUCAAUGGGAUUUGUCUUACUUCAAAAUAAAAUUAGAGCAAAUCACCGGGGUUGAGCCUAAGUAUCAAACCAUCUUAUUAUACCCAAAUUCUACCUCAAAUGAGUACGUAGUAAUCUCAGACAGUAAUGAAUAUUCCGAAGAAAAAGAUCGCUCCGUUCAUAUUUCUUCGAUAAAGGGAGUAGUUCCCUACUGUAGAUUCCAUGUAAAGGAUGGUAACCCUGAUUCCGUGUUGGCCCAGCUUGAACAAGAGGAGCAAGCACAAGAUGGGCAAAAUGAAGCAGCGUAUGAAUUUAAGUUGAGCGAGGACGAAUACGCUAAGAAGAAUAAUACGGUUUUAAAUUGGAAGAAACUGAAUCAGCUAGGAAGAUUCGAUCCCCAAUUCAACGAAAUCAAGCAAAGAAACAUAGAAGAAAACUUGGAAAUAUCUUCCAGUAUGAAAACUGGAGAUAUGUGUAGAGUGAUCAAUAUACAGGGUGAGAGAAGAGGUGUAGUGAAGUUUGUUGGUAAAAUCCCGGAAUUAAGCAAAGGAGAAGAAGACGAAAUCUGGGUUGGAGUGGAGUUCCAUGAACCUGUUGGAAAGAAUGACGGAACCAUAGAUGGAAGAAGAAUAUUUGAAUGUAGACAAAACCAUGGAAGUAUCUUGAAGCCCAAGCAAGUUGAAGUUGGUGAUUUUCCAGAAUUGGACCCAUUUGCCGAUAGUGACGAUGAGCUUUAG